AUGUGGUUUGGCUUGCCAUGCACAACUACUGUGAUGAAGUGCUUUGUUGUUUUGUUCUUGUUUCAUAUAUUAGUGCCCUGUUUCAUUGAUAACUGGCAUGUGCUGCAGGAAGGACUUGAUCCACCUGCUUCCUUGACAAGGCCAUCAAGUCGUAUUGCUUUUAGUGAUAUCAUGGAUUCCACAGGCAUGGCUGAUGCCCGGCCAGUGGGGUUAUGUAAUGGAGUGGAGUCUGCAGAGGGCUUGCAUAAUGGAGCAGCUUCACGUGGCCUGGUGGGAGUUCAGAGCCAUGGUACAGCGGCUUCUCAUUCCUUUGCAUCUGCUGUGGGUCCUUCUCUGUCAAGAAGCAGAACCCCUGAACAACAACUAUUUGGGAGGUCUCCCAGUGCUGGUCUUCCUCCUGUGGGGAGUAGAGUAUUUCCUGUUGAGAAGAAGAAUGUUGCAGGUCCAGAUAUGCCAAAGGAUAAUUCUUCUGGCAUGAAUGAUCUGGAUAUUGCAGCCAAAUUAUCUGGCUUAAGCCUGUCAAAAGGUAGAUCUGUAGAUGAAGAUAGCCGUAUUCAGUCUCAGCUUCAUUUGGAUCUUGAUAAACAGCGUGAUUUUCUGUUCAACAUGCCAAAUGGUCAUAAUCAGAGGCUGCAGCAGCAACUGAUAGAGAAGUCAAAUGCUGAAAGUUUUUCUCUUGCUUCGAAUUAUCCUCAUUUAGCAAAACAAAAUGGGAUCAUGACAAACCGUAAUACAUCUGAUGGGCAAGCUAAUUUUGGCAGAAGAACUUCUUCUGCCAGUCUUUACUCAAAAGGGAGUUCUUCAGGCUUUGGAACUUUGGAAGGAUCUAAUGUUCAUUACCAAGAUGCAAAUACUCCAGGCAUGGAGUUUCAUGGCCAUUCUGGGGCCUAUCCUGUGAAUCCAAAGUUGAAUAUGACAAUUAAUAAUCAUCUUGAUGCAGCAGCAUUGACUGGUAGUGGUGAUGGGCAUAGUCCGAACAGACUGGGAAACAAAGUAGGGUCUGGUCUUCAUUCUUCAGUUAUGGACCGAUCUUAUAUUCAGUUUUUGCAAAGAGCUGACUAUGCAACACGUAAUGUUACUAGUCCAAGUGGUUAUCCUCCCAGUAAAAAUCACUUUGGCACUUUGCAUGGAGACUUAGAGGGGCUUCAGAAAGCAUAUUUUGAGGCAUUGCUUGCUCAACGGAAGCAACAGUACGA
Molecule: messenger RNA, 1196 nt
Organism: Prunus avium (sweet cherry)
Lineage: Eukaryota; Viridiplantae; Streptophyta; Magnoliopsida; Rosales; Rosaceae
Source: RefSeq, a predicted model, not a curated record